AAUACGUCUCACAAAAAGUAACAAUUCGAAAAACUAAAACCUUAGCUAAAACCCUAAGCUUUCCCAUAUAUAAUUUCACCUAAGCCCCCAAAACUCUGCAAUCUCGUUUUAUCCAGCGUCUCCAAGCCCCAAAUCUUGGCCAAAGGUUUUUAACUAAGUUAACAGAAUGUCAAACCCCAAAGUUUUCUUUGAUAUCUUGAUUGGAAAAGCCAAAUCUGGCCGAAUUGUAAUGGAGCUAUUUGCUGAUGUUGUCCCAAAAACUGCUGAAAAUUUUCGUGCCCUCUGCACUGGGGAGAAGGGCAUUGGGAUAUCCGGGAAGCCAUUGCACUAUAAAGGCUCAACAUUUCACCGAAUCAUCCCAAGCUUCAUGUGUCAAGGUGGAGAUUUCACAAGGGGGAAUGGCACUGGUGGAGAAUCAAUCUAUGGCAUGAAAUUUGCAGAUGAGAACUUCAAGCUCAAACAUACAGGACCUGGGUGUUUGUCAAUGGCAAAUGCUGGACCAAACACCAAUGGUUCUCAGUUCUUUAUAUGCACUGAGAAGACUCCAUGGCUUGAUGGAAAGCAUGUUGUCUUUGGCAAAGUAGUGGAUGGUUAUAGCGUUGUUAAGGAGAUGGAAAAAGCUGGUUCAGAGAGUGGGAGGACUUUGCAGCCAGUUGUGAUUGAAGACUGUGGUCAAUUAAAAGAGAAUUGACGGAAAAGCAGUCAAAAAUGAAGUUGUGCUUUUCAUAAACUACUGUUCUAGAAUGAUUAUGGUUAAUGGAAAAACAUGAUUUGCAAUUUUGCACUUAUUGUAAAGUUGAAAUUUUAGCUGUAUUUUUGAAGCUGACAUGUUUGUUUGGACUAGGUGGCGGUGAGUUCAUAAAUGCUUUCAUCUGUAAGCCAUCCGUUUUAGUGCAGUAUUGUAAUCAUAGAAAUCUCAAAUCUAUGUAGUGGUUUAUAGUUUAAAUGAUAUGACUUGGAUGAUUGAUGAUUC
Theobroma umbraticum is the source of this 973-nucleotide messenger RNA. It is a transcript of the gene ROC2, whose product is annotated as rotamase cyclophilin 2. The record is from RefSeq and is a predicted model, not a curated record. Gene Ontology annotation, cellular component: cytoplasm. Gene Ontology annotation, biological process: protein peptidyl-prolyl isomerization; protein folding. Gene Ontology annotation, molecular function: cyclosporin A binding; peptidyl-prolyl cis-trans isomerase activity. Lineage: Eukaryota; Viridiplantae; Streptophyta; Magnoliopsida; Malvales; Malvaceae.